AUGGCCUCAACACAGUCUUGGGCCGCAUGGCUCCUUGACUCAUAUGCAUCAUCUGUCUCGCCGGUAAACAGCCACCAUGACGAGGAUACAGCUUCCGAAGCUACCACCUACACCACCUCCCCAACCCACAGUCCCAUGUCAUCAGUUUCAAAUUCGUCUGCAUAUGGACCUUAUGUACGGACGGGCCGAGGGGGAGCUGGUAACUUUACCUGGCAGGCAUCUGAUCUUGCAAAGUCCCAGGCUGUGGCAGAUGUGGAAGCUCAAAAGACUGGUUGCCAGCCUCCUUUAAGCGAACGGCGGAAAGCUGCUGCCACCUUGGAACAUAUAAAUACACACGAAGCAUUGCGGCUACGGCAAAGCUCAGCACAAUAUCUCCAUGCGGGCCGAGGAGGUGCGGGUAACUACCUUUCGAGCAACGAUGUCGCACAGGCAAAGCGCAGUCCCAGUCUACCGGUAUCUCUCGGAACUGUGAGACCCCCGAGCCCGACCACACCGUAUUCUGCCCAUCCCGGACGAGGAGGAGCUGGAAACUAUGCUGCUGCUGCAGAUAGCACUUCGCGGAAAGAGUCAGAAAAGGAACAAGAAGAAAGGAUAAAAGCUGAACAAAGGCGCGAACAGAUCGUGGUUGAGGUCGAUGGUAUGCUCCAACCUCCUCCAGGAGCUUGGCUGGGUGGCCGACGGAAGAGUGAGGUAAUGCACGAUGAGGAUUGA
Messenger RNA from Exophiala bonariae, 711 nucleotides. RefSeq lists its product as uncharacterized. The coding region runs from base 1 to 711 and encodes 236 amino acids. The transcript has a single exon. Lineage: Eukaryota; Fungi; Ascomycota; Eurotiomycetes; Chaetothyriales; Herpotrichiellaceae. The record is from RefSeq and is a predicted model, not a curated record.